This is a messenger RNA of Linum tenue, 1172 nucleotides long. NCBI's taxonomy places the organism in Eukaryota, Viridiplantae, Streptophyta, Magnoliopsida, Malpighiales, Linaceae. The record is from the annotation of a GenBank genome assembly.
UACGACACUCGCCAGCAUCUCCCAACCUAGGACCCUGUUGUUAUAAGAACGCUCCCAAUCCUGUAAAACCCUAAUCUUCAACCUCUGCUCUUCUGCUCUUCGACUGACGGCCGUCGUCUCUGUUUCCUCACAGUCACACCCCUCACCAGACCGCACAGAUGGGAUUCAAACGAUAUGUUGAGAUCGGGCGGGUGGCUCUGAUCAACUACGGGAAGGAAUAUGGAAAGCUCGUCGUCAUCGUCGAUGUCGUCGAUCAGAACCGGGUGAGUUACCAUUUUUAGUCUCCUGGAUUCUUCUGUAGAUCAGUUUUUUUAGGUGCAUAGUAGAAAAUUGAUUCUCCCCAGUACGCAAUUAUUGUGGAUGGUUAGUUUGAUAUAUCGGCUUAUAGAUAUUAGGUUACGGGUAGUAGUCGGUUUAGGCGAACUACUUGUUUCUGCACCCAGUGGCUGAUCUUUCUUGGCUUGGUGUCUGUUCUGUUUUUAAGACCUAAUCUUUACUUUCGGAAUCCUCGGAAAUUCGGAUUUCAAGGCACUAGUUGAUUCCCCAGAUAUGGUUAGGAGCCAAAUUAACUUCAAGAGGCUUACACUCACCGAUAUCAAGAUUGAGAUUAACAGAGUUCCCAAGAAGAAGACGCUUAUUGAAGCCAUGGAGAAGGCUGAUGUUAAGGGCAAGUGGGAGAACAGCUCAUGGGGUCGCAAAUUGAUCGUUAAGGAGAGAAGGGCUGCCCUUACCGACUUUGAUAGGUUCAAAUUGAUGUUGGCCAAGAUCAAGAGAGGAGGAUUGGUCAGGCAAGAGCUCUCCAAGCUGAAGAAGGAGACCGCCGCUUAGGACCUCCCACAGUAUUAUUUUCUCUAUUUUUGUUGGUAGUCUGCAAGGGUUGUGCCUCUGGGAUGUUGUUUCGUUUUCUGUUUCAGAUAUACAUUGAUCAGCUGAAGGGAUUUUCUUUUUGUGAUAUGAAACGAGGGACCCAUUUUGUAGAAGCUAAGAGUGCAAUGUUUUUGGCGUGUUUAUUGCUAUUCAUAUCGCCUUGCUGUUUCUCGUAUUCAUAAGUAGAUCUGAAGGUUUCAAUUUUGUCGGUGCAAAUUUUUGUUCUCUCUGUUUACUUUCAUUUCUGUUUCCUGUUUUUGAGAAAACAGAUGUUGAAAAAACAACAUUUUGUCGUUUUUGAAACA